Messenger RNA from Microthlaspi erraticum, 954 nucleotides. NCBI's taxonomy places the organism in Eukaryota, Viridiplantae, Streptophyta, Magnoliopsida, Brassicales, Brassicaceae. The record is from the annotation of a GenBank genome assembly.
AUGGGGCUUCUAUCGUAUCCGCGUCUCCGUGAGGACAUGGGCUUCUCCUCCUCUGAUUGGCGAUCAGUGUCUGGUAGCUAUAGUUCUCCUCUGGGGCUUUCGUCAAUUCCUCUGUUCCUCGAACUUUUCUAUUUCGAGGGAAGGCUAACACUCCUCAAGCUUUUAGUCCAGGUCGGAGGAUCAAGUUACAUUGACCCAGCUUCCAGCAGAUGGCUUGAAAGACCUCACGUACUCAUAAUAAAGUCUUUAGCUGACAAGUCGGGAAAGGCAGCUACCCAGGGUUUCCCAAGAGCAGAAGGGCACGAGAGAGCGAUCCCAGCUUCCCUAUGGACCGUUACAAGUCUAAAGCAAAGGAACUCUUAUAGUUACCAGAUCCCUACCUUCUCACUGGCACUCUAUAUAGGAAGAUACCAAGUCCCUGGCACAGGUAAGGAAGUUCGGUCUGCAAGCGUGAUAGCCACUCCUACAUCAGUCGAAUCUUCCGAGAAGAAGCCAAUCCUGGUAGCUGCAUCUGGUGUGCUACCUGGGUUUCCUUGUAAUACACCACUUCUUUCUUCAGCUGCUUACCUGGCACCCUGCUUAUCUGACUUCGCACCUAUGUUUGUGCCUCCUCGGGCAAUGAGCCAGCCACUUCUAUCGCGUAGUGCGAGAAGACUGCCCUCCACUUAUCACCCUUCCUUGUGUGAGGAGGAUGCUGACUUUUAUCAGACUUGCUUGCUGUGCAUGGUUCUCGUCCUCUUUGACGCAUGAUUGGGAGUCAUCCGUGAAGAUUGUUCUUUCAUUCGGCCGAUGGAGGAGUGUGCUAACAAGAAAGAGUACAGGAUCUCCUUGUUAGAUAGAUCCUUUCUUUCGCUUCUGGGCAAAGGCUAUCAGCAGCUGCAUCAGCUGCAGCAGAGUAAGGAGUCUGAAAUAGAUAGUUUGGGGGAAAGAGGUGUUCCCCCGGCUAUGGUUUAA